This is a messenger RNA of Paramecium pentaurelia, 3608 nucleotides long. Lineage: Eukaryota; Ciliophora; Oligohymenophorea; Peniculida; Parameciidae. The record is from the annotation of a GenBank genome assembly.
AUGUUUCUCUUAUUGUUGAUUUUAUAAUUGGUUAGCUCUUAUUUCAUAAAUAAAGACGAAUUCAAGGUACUACAAUUAUAAUAUAAGAUAUUUGAUCAUUCCUUAUCCUAAGCUGCAGACCAUGACCUUUUUAAUGGAACAUAUAGAGAAUAUCUGGCUGGUUAGAUUGAAGAUGGAGAUUAAAUUAUUGCUGUUGCAUCAUUAUCCUAAACCUUUAAUCAUACAAUUCAUGUGGCUAUUCUAUCACUAAAUAAACAAUAGACUUAUACUGUUUAUUCCUUAUUCUAUGAUAAAAUGGUAUAUAUAAAAUGAAAAUUAAUAGCAAUUAAAACUAUUCACUAUAAAUAGGUAAAAACCUAAAUAUAUCAAUUCAUGUAAUUAAAUUGCAUUUGAUUAAUCUUAAUAUGUCUUGGCAUGUGGUUAGCAUUAUCAAUUUCAAAAUGGAACUUUAUUAACACUAAACUAAUUAGAAUUGUAGAAUACAAUUUAUUUUUAAUCUCAUUUAAAUGGAUUUAUAACUAUUACACAACAUUAAAUCUUUUAUUUUGAUUUUAAUUUUUAACUUAUAAGAUAGUAAUAACAUAAAGCUUAAGCAUUUUUAGUUACUGAUUAAUACCUCUAUUUAGCAGAAUUAUAAAAUAUUAUAAUCUUAAAUAUUAAUGAUUAAGAAGAUAUAGAAACAAUCUCUUUAGAAUGUAAUUAAAUAAUCAAAACAUUUGCAGUUUUUCAAGACUAUUUAUUUGCUUAAUGUGAAAAACUGAAACAAAUUGAUCAAAAAGGAAAAAUAAUUGAAUUUAAUUAAACUCAUACUUAAUUUCUCACUUAAACUAGAAAAUUUAUGAUCAUUGACAAUAAUAUAGCUUUUAAUAUUAAAUACCAUUCUUAAAUUUAUUCUUCUUCAAAUAAGAUAUAUACUAUAAAUUUUGAUGAUCAUCUUAUUACUUUUAAGAAUAACAAUAUUUAUGUUAUUUAAUUACUUGAUUUGAGUGUAAUUUCAGCAAAAAAUACAACAGAUAGUUUUUAAAUUGGAGAAUUAGAAUUUAUAGUUCUAGAUUAUGGUUUAAAGGCAUUAAAACCUUUUUAAACUACAAAUAAUCAAUUACAGAAACCAUAAACAAAUAAAUUUUAUUAUAAUGAAUAUAUUAUUGGAAAUGAUUUACUAGUAAGUGGAGAUGGAAUAGAUUCUGGACUUUUUGAAAAAAUACUAAAUACUCAGCAAUUAAAUACUGAUAAUUUAAUAGCUGUGAUUAAAUAUUAGUUAGAAAAAAUAGUUUUCUUUUUUCUAGAUGAUUAAACCAUUUAUGCUGAUAUCUGUUAAUUUAAUGAAAUGAAUAUUGAAUAUUAUUGUAUAGAUUCAUAUAUCUUCACAAGAGUCAAAUCACCUAUUUUUAAUUUUUAAACAAUUUAUGAUUAAUUGACUGAUUAAUUUGUAGUAGCAUAUUGUACUGAAGAUACACCAGGAUUACAUAUUUUUAUUGAUGAUAAUUUAUAUAUAGAAAAGGAUGAUUUGAUUAAAUAUUUUUUAGGAUAAGAAUUCUUAAUACUUGUAAAAAAAUAAAACAAAUAAUGGAUAGAAAUCUUUAGGUUAUAAUUUGAAAUUUAUGAUUUAGAAGCUAAAUUAUUUAUAAAUGAAAAUAUCAUUCAAAUUGCAUUUGGAAUUGAUGAACUCUAUAUUUUGGAUGAUAAUAAUUAAGUAUCAAUCAUAGUAGAAUCAAUCUAUGGCUGGUAAUUAGUAUUUAUAUAAAAGUUCACUUAAUAAAUUUAAUCAAUAAAUUAUUCUAAUAAUUAAUUAAUUAUUAUAGCUGAUUAAGAAAUAUUCAUAUAUUCAUAAAAUUAACUCAGAGGAAUUGUCUAAUAUAACCUUCCUUAACCUAAAGUAUUUUAUUCGACUGAUAAAUAUCUCUAUAUAACUAAUUCUACUCACUUAAUUUAAUUUAAUUUUAAUUAACAUUAAGCUUUAUCAAAUUCUAUAUUAAGAAUAAUAUAAUAACCAUUAAGUUAAAAGCUUUUUAUUAUUGAUUACCCAUAAAUGGAUCUAUUAUUUUUUAAUAAUAAAGUUAUAGGACUUUAAGAUUAAAAGCAUUUUACCAUAUCUACAUAUUCUUAAAGAGAACAAUAUUUUAAUUUGCUAACCAAAAAAUUGUAAUUCUCUAAUUCAUUUAAUGAAUCAAUACAAAUUGAAAUCACUGUUGUAGGAACCCAAUUAGCAUUAAGAGUGAUACCAUAUACUUAAGAAAAUCUAUUAAAGCCCUUAAAUAGAAUUAAUAUAUAGGAAAUUUUUGAUGGACCCAUAUCAAAUAUUUAUAUCAAAGAAACAGAUUAAGCAUCAUUUAAGUAAAUAAUAUCUAAAAGUAAAAUUAUGAAUCCCCAAAUAACUCAAAACAAAAUAAUUGAUCUUAUAUACUUAUAAUAAGAAGAGACUUUAUUAUUUCAUUCUUAAUUACUUUAACAUUGUAUUCUAAAUAAAGAAUGUAAGACUUUAAAAUUAGUUGAAGAUCAAAAAUGCAAUUCAUUAGAUUAAUCUUAAUAGUAUGCGUUUCUAAUUUGUUAAAAUUAUUUAUUGUAUUUUAAUAAAUAAUCACCACAAGAUAUUAAAAAAUUAAUAACAAAUUUUACUAAAAUAUCUAAAUUAAGUUUUGAUUAAAAUUUAAUAGCUAUUUAUGGAUAAAAUAAUUCAACUAACAACAUCGCUAUUUAUGAAGAUUUUAAAUUAAUUUAUUUUAAGUAGAGUAAUGAUUUACAAGAUAUACUUAUUGUUAAUAAAACCCUUUAUUAAUUAAGGAAAAUUGAAUUAAUUAUUAUAGAUUCUAAUCUAAAUAGUGUAUCUAUUUAAUUACUAGAAGAAUUCUGUAAAUAUAAUGAUUCUAAACUUUUUAUUGACACUGAAUUCAGAUAAAUUAAGUAUCUAUCAAAUAAUACUUAUCUUAUUACAACAAAUAAUGGUCCAACAUUUUAAAUUGAAAUUACUUUUGAUUACAAAAUUUAAAUAAUUAAAAGAUAUACAUCAAUUCCUGAAUAUUUUCCAAUAGAAUUGACCUAAAUAAAUGAUUAAAUCUUUUCUAUUGUUUUCUCUAAUUAUAAGUAAACUUAUGCAGUUUUUUAUUAAAUUCAAAUGUAAAAUUUGAUACCUUAUUUUUAAUCUAUAUAAUUAGGUAAAAAGAUAUCCAAAAAUUAUAUACGUAAAAGUUAAGAAAAUCGUUUAGCUAUUAGAGAUAUAUUAAAUAAAACCUAAUUGAUAGAAUAUGAUAUAAAUCAUUAUGUAAGGAUUUUUAAUAUAAUAAGGCAUAAAUAAUAUCGAAAAUGAAAACUGAAGAGUCAUUACGUUUAACAUUUAUUGCUGAAAAUUUUAAUUUCCAAUCAAUUAAUGAGAUAAUUCAAUUGCAAAUAAAAAUAAUAGGUGAAGAAGAGUAUAAAAUUAUUUUAUUUAUAGAAUUGAUAUUAAAGAAUAGCUUAAUUUUAUAGAAAUCUUUGGUUAUUUAGUGUUAGGAUUGGUUUUACUUUUAAUCUUAUUAUUGGUUGCUAGAUAAAUAAGAAGGUAUCGGCUUUUUAGAGAUUUAAAUUUAAAAGAGAAGAAGAGAUUUGAUGAAGAGAAAAUAGAAUAUAAUUGA